AUGGAUCAAGAAGAAAUGCCCAUUUUCCAUUUUAAAGGAACUUAUACUAAAGUUAUUAGAAACUUAUUUGAUUCUCUUGCUAAAUUUACUCAAUCAGCUUCAUAAACAGAUUUCCACGUUUUAGUAAAUAAUCAUCAUGGACUGCUCUUUAUCACCAAAGCUAAAGGAAAUAUUACUUCCAAUAUUAUUUAAUUGGCCCCCGAUUUCUUCAACUAAAAAAGAGAAUUUAAUGAGAGGAUGUCAAACACUCCUUCAGGAUUUGUAAUGAAAAUAGAUUUAAAGGAUUUCGACUAAUCUUACAAGCUUUUAGACAGUGAAAAAGCAAUAGAAAUAAAAUAUUUUUCUGACAAAGCUAAGCUCUAUAUCAUUUAAAGUAAAGACUACGAUGCCUAGAAUCCAAUGACUGUUUCUAAAGUUAUAAGAUUAAACACUCUCGAUGAUACACAAGAAAAUUUGAAUUCUAUAUCUAAUUCAUUUCUACCAAAAGAUUCAUUCCCAAUAGUGCUUGAAUUUAUAAGUGGUAGUAUGUUUAAAUUAGUUGAAAAGGCUUUUACAAAUCUAAAACUUGAGUACUUAGUUUUUGAUUUUGAUUUUACAGGAGAAGAAAAGAAACUAAAUAUAGAAAAUGAUAACACAUAAGGUGAUGAAUUAUUUAGAAUAUGUUUAAAUAAAUUCAAAAAAAUAAAAGGUGAAUCAAGACAAUACACCUUCAGGUACAGAACAAAGUUGAUUCAUCCUGCUUUUUCAUUCUUGACAAAAGACACUGAAAUUGAAAUGAAGAUUGAUUUAUAAGGAAAUCUUUUCCUCUUAUCUAGAGACGAGGAAAGUAAAAUUUAUACAGAGACAGCAAUACCUAAAGUAAUUGAUUGA
Tetrahymena thermophila SB210 is the source of this 870-nucleotide messenger RNA. RefSeq lists its product as hypothetical. The record is from RefSeq and is a predicted model, not a curated record. The transcript has 5 exons. Lineage: Eukaryota; Ciliophora; Oligohymenophorea; Hymenostomatida; Tetrahymenidae.